Molecule: messenger RNA, 1621 nt
Organism: Acyrthosiphon pisum (pea aphid)
Lineage: Eukaryota; Metazoa; Arthropoda; Insecta; Hemiptera; Aphididae
Product: androgen-induced gene 1 protein
Exons: 5
Coding region: 247-1092 (281 amino acids)
Cellular component (GO): endomembrane system; membrane
Source: RefSeq, a predicted model, not a curated record
UGGUUCCCUCGUAGAACGGUCAGUGGCGUUCCGCCACAAGUGUCCGGUAGCGACGUAGCAGGAUUUGCAGCAGUAGCAGUGUACCAGCUACCUACCUGAUAUUAUAUAGCUAUCAUAGCACCCGCUGCGGCCGACCGACGAGGGCCCCGAACAAUAUCGUCGCCGUCACCGUAUACCGCGGUUACCGUAACGUAUAUAAUAAUAAUAUUAAAAAUAAUAUACCAUAUUAUUAUAUACAUAAUAUAUAUGGCGUUAACAUCACGAUACACGACGAUGGAAGCGUCGUCGUCGUCGUCGUCGUCAGUGAAGCAGCCCGCGGCCGUCGUUACUUCCGCGUUGCGCUGCUGGUCGUACACAAAAGCGGAGCGCCAGCAUCUGUUCAGGGUGUCUCGAUUGUUCAUCACGUUAUAUUACGUGUACGUGUCGUACUACGGGCUGUUUGUGUUGGAUCUGAACGGCGUCGAUCAUCCAACGUGGGGUAACCUAGGUUCCAACUGGUGGUGGAAAUGCGUCUCCGUGUGGAAUCUGAUAUUGCAAAUUUCUUACUUUAUUUAUUGCACGGUUUUCAUAGACUUUGCCGAUUCAGGCCCUGGAAAGUCGUGGAAAAAACUUAGAUUACAACAGAACAAGAAAAUAAGAGAUUUCAUAUUUGUCAGCCUUGUAUUCCCAUUAACAAUUUAUGUAUGUGUCAUGUUUUGGGCAAUCUGUGCGGUGAACAAGCCACUGUUGUUUCCGAACGAAAUGAACAAUUGGGUACCAGAUUGGUACAACCACGCAGUGCAUACCAAUCCGAUCGUGUUAACGCUUUUCGAUAUGGCCACCACCAAGUAUCGUCUGCCCAAACUAAUCGAAUCCACGGCGGGGCUGUUCGCUCUGUCUGCCUCAUACGUCACAUGUUUACUUUAUAAUAAAUAUACAACUGGAAGAUGGGUGUAUCUUAUCAUCGGAGAAGUUACAGAAAGUUUGACGGAAGUGAUAAUUUACUUUGCAGUAACGGCUUUUAUCAUGCCAUUUAUGUGUUUGUUGAUUGGUCACAAAAUGUGUUCAUGGUUUUCAAGCUCACAAAUGAAAGGAAAACAUAAAAUGUCUUAAGAACAAUAUAAAUAUUUAUAAAGUAUUUAUAUGAUAAUAUUGAUAGAUAAUAUUCAAACCAUUAUAACAUAGUAUUACAUUAUUACUUUUGCAACAACGUUUACCAUAAUAAAUAUUCUUGAUUUUAUUUAUUAAAAACAAUUAUCUAGUAACAUAUUAUUGACUAUAAAAUGUCAUACAAUUUUAUUUGUAUUAAUGCGUAAUUUUUAAAUUUUAUAAGUUAUAAUUAUGUUAACAUACAGAACACGUUUACGAUGAUUAAUCGUCAUAAAGCUGGUUUUGGUGAAGAACAAAUGUUUUAUAUUUUAUAAUGGGUAAAUCAAACGGUGUGUUGAUGUGAAGUGAUAUUAAUUAUAUUAUUUAUGGUACCUAUUAUUUUUAUUAUAAUAAAUAGUUACCUAAAUUAAAAUAUGUUUUAUUAGUUAUUGCUAAACUAAAAUUGCUCAAUCAUAUGUUUAUCUAAUAAAAAAAAUUGCAUUAAAAUUAACUGUUAUGUGAAAUAUAUGAAAAUAUAUAAAAAAGUUUUGAA